Messenger RNA from Entelurus aequoreus (snake pipefish), 2765 nucleotides. RefSeq names its product ethanolamine-phosphate cytidylyltransferase-like. Gene Ontology annotation, cellular component: cytoplasm. Gene Ontology annotation, biological process: phosphatidylethanolamine biosynthetic process. NCBI's taxonomy places the organism in Eukaryota, Metazoa, Chordata, Actinopteri, Syngnathiformes, Syngnathidae. The record is from RefSeq and is a predicted model, not a curated record. Gene Ontology annotation, molecular function: ethanolamine-phosphate cytidylyltransferase activity. The transcript has 12 exons. The coding region runs from base 141 to 1319 and encodes 392 amino acids.
CCGGUCUGAUGACGCACCCCGUCCUCGUACGACGGUGCAGGGACACGGUGUGAGGAGUCUCCCGUCCAACCCUGACACGAUUAACCGGAUUAAACACAGUUUUUUUUUCAAGGAGUUUCCCCAGCUCUUCUGUGCGUGAAAUGAUGAAAAACGGCCACCACGCUGCCGACGAGCAGCGGGGCGGAGGCGACUGCAAGCCGGCGAAGUCACACUGCAGCCCGGAGAAAAGGAAGCGACAGGUCCGGUUGUGGUGCGACGGCUGUUACGACAUGGUCCACUACGGUCAUUCCAAUCAGCUGCGGCAAGCAAAAGGCAUGGGAGAUUACCUCAUUGUUGGAGUGCAUACAGAUGCGGAAAUUUCCAAGCACAAAGGUCCUCCAGUGUUCACUCAGGAAGAACGCUACAAGAUGGUGGGUGCUAUCAAGUGGGUGGAUGAGAUUGUGGAAGGAGCUCCCUACGUCACCACACUGGAGACUCUGGACAAGUUCAACUGUGACUUCUGUGUGCAUGGUGAUGACAUCACGCUGACAGUGGAUGGUAAGGACACGUACGAAGAGGUGAAGCGAAUGGGACGCUAUCGGGAAUGUAAGCGCACUCAGGGAGUCUCCACCACAGACCUUGUAGGACGUAUGCUGCUCAUGACCAAGUCACAUCACAGCAACAUGGACAACCCAGAUUACCAGCAGUAUACAGACAAUUUUGGCAAGGGUCCUAAAGGACACAGUCCAUGGACUGGCGUGUCUCAGUUCUUGCAGACGUCCCAGAAAAUCAUCCAGUUCGCCUCAGGAAAGGAGCCUCAGCCUGGAGACACCAUCAUCUACGUCGCCGGGGCAUUUGACCUCUUCCACAUCGGCCAUGUUGACUUUCUAUCAAUGGUCUACAAGUUGGCAGAGAGACCAUACGUCAUUGUUGGUCUGCACUUUGAUCAGGAGGUCAACCGCUACAAGGGGAAGAACUACCCAAUCAUGAACGUCCAUGAGAGGACUUUGAGCGUCUUGGCCUGUCGGUAUGUGUCAGAAGUGGUGAUUGGUGCUCCUUAUGCUGUGACCAAAGACCUGCUGGAUCAUUUCAAGGUGGACAUGGUUUGUCACGGCAUGACUAAAGUGUUACCUGACAAAGAUGGAUCAGACCCUUAUGCUGAGCCCAGGAAGAGAAGAAUAUUCAAGAGCAUUGACAGCAGGAACAAUCUCACUACUGAUGACAUCGUGCAGAGGAUCAUUGCAAACAGGUUGCAGUUUGAAGCCAGGAACCAGAAGAAGGAGGCCAAGGAGAUGGCAGUGAUCGAGGCCAUGAAGAAGAGAGAAGAAUCUGCUGACUAGACAAAUGAGGAACACAUUCUACAUAUUCUAGGUACUUAAUGACUAUAGAGUACACAUAUGUCUAUGCCCUACAUAGUCUUUGUGCUACAAGGAGUAUGUAGUACAUGUCUAACUUUUACGCAAUGUAAGUGCUACAUGUACAACUACAUCAAUGGUUCCCAAACUUUUUCCACUAAGUACCACGUCAGAAAACACUUGGCUCUCUAAGUACCACCAUAAUGACCAACAAUAAAACACAGUAACAUAAUAACCCUAAGAAUUCAUUAAAAACAAGGGAGAGCUUUUAUUUAACAAGGAUAUUAAAUAUGUUGGGCCACUUACACACAGUUUGAACAGUAACACAGUGUUUGAAUAUAGGAAAAUAAAACCCUGUACUUAAAUAAUAAAUCAAUUACAAUUAAUUGACAUAAAAGUUAAUUAAACAUAAAUAUCAAAAUACAAUUUUUAAAGUUUCAAUGAAAAUGUACUUACUUGUUUAUUUUGGAGUCAACUACAGUAGUUGGAUUGUAACGACUUCCAUUGAGGGCUGAUAAACCUUUGAUUAUGUCCCGAGUCACGUCAUUACAAUAUUUCAUGAAGUGAUUCUUUGGCGUGCCACAGUUUGAAAAUCACUGAAGUACAUGUUCAGUGUAGUACAUGGCUAUAAAAUACAUGUACCAUGUGGUACAUGUGUAUAAAGUACAUGUACCAUGUAGUACAAGUGUAUAAAAUAUAUGUACCAUGUAGUACAAGUGUAUAAAAUAUAUGUACCAUGUAGUACAAGUACAGUCUGUGUGCUCGAGGUUGAGGGUAAAGACCGACUUGGUCUUCAAUGCUUCCAGACUUUCUGUUGGUUUUCCUUCAUGCUACUGAUGUAAUUCUACAGCUUAUAUCUCUAGCAUGUCUUAUGUGAAUGUACCAGUCCUGUUUUAAAUAUUAAUUUGCUAACAAAAUAUUAAUCUUUUUGUUAGUUCACUUUGAGUUUUACAUUAAAAUAAUGUAAGUGGUUCAUGCUAUUCAUAUUUAGAUCAAAUCAUCUAUUUUUAACUGGAUUGCAACCGCCUGAACAACUGUGUGUGUACAUACUGUAUCUAAAGGAAUGUAAAAGAUAAAAAGUGUCAUUUAAAAUAAUGAAACAUGACUCAGACGUUUUGUCAAUAACUAAUAUGAACAAAACAAACUAGUUUUGUGUUACAUCUGACAAAGCUAAAUAGUGUCAUAUGUACAAAUAGUUCGUAAUAAUUGAUGACUUAAUUUAUUUUUACAAAAACUGCUGAGAGACAAUAAAAAGUUUUGUUGUAAAAGUUUUGUUUUUGUACAAAUAUUUUUUUUUUAAAUUAUGAGCACGAAACACAGAAUAUUGUAACAGCACAUGGGACAGACAUUUCUACUCCUGUGUCAACUUUGACCUGAUUGGAGAUCAGUUUCAGGGAAUAAAAAUGUUCAUCAAACAGAAAUACCGUUUUA